Molecule: messenger RNA, 2070 nt
Organism: Paramecium tetraurelia
Lineage: Eukaryota; Ciliophora; Oligohymenophorea; Peniculida; Parameciidae
Exons: 5
Source: RefSeq, a predicted model, not a curated record
AUGCUAACAGAUAGUCCAUCUUAUAAACGUUCCAACAAGGAGAACUCUCCAAAAUACUGCUCUGUUAUCAGACAAAGCAAUAUAUCUCAUAAGCUUAUCAAUGAAGUGUUAAACAGCGGAUCUGAUUAUCUCCAGGAUCAAUUGGAGUCGAUAGAUCGUAAAAUAAUCCAAUACCAAUGUAACAUCAAGUAGAAGAUAACAACUCUACUUGGUGAAUCGACAUGUUCCAUUGACUAAUAGGUAUAUCAAACCAAACUACAAGAUUUACGAAUGGAAGAACAAAAUUAUCAGUAAAUGCAAAGUGAUAUUGAUAAAUAAUAAUCUGUACUUUACGACUAUUACGAAACUGAAUUCAACAAACUCAAAUUACAAUAUGAACUGGUUACAUAAGAACAUCAGCAAUUCAAUAAAGAGAGAAGUGAAGUUAGCUAAACCUAUAAUUAAACCUUGGAAACCAAAGCCAUGUUAUAAGAAGAUUUGAAUGGAAAGCUAUUGUAACGAGCAGAGUUGGUGGGCUAGAAAGAAGAAUUAGAAGAGUUUGUUGAACAACUCAAAAAUGAGCAUCCUUAACUUACUGAAAUUGUUGAAUCAAUUUAUUAAUGUGAUCAAAAAGCCAAAAAUAUUGUUAAAAAUAUUAAUAAUAUUACUAAUCAGAUUUAAUCAUUAUAUUCUUAACAGGAUGAAAAAAAGAAAUAGCUAGCUUAAUUUCAUUAAACUACUUUACUUGAAGUUUAAGUACAUCAAUAAACCCAAAAAGUUAAAUCUUUAAGAAAUAAGAUUGUACCAAUUUAAAAAAGCUUGAAUUUAUAGCAUCCAGAUUCUAUUCUUAAUGAAUUUGUUUUGUAUUAUGGAAAUUCCCCCCUACAACUAGAGUCGAUUGAAUUUUAAACCAAACUCUCUACUUUUAUACAACAAUUUCGAAAUCACUUAUUUAAAUAAGGCAAUUAAGGAAAUAAUUGGGGAAGUAUGAAGGAGUUUGUGUUUUAAUUGGAACAAUUCAUUUUAGCUUCUUUAUCACAAAGAUUAAUUUAAUUUUAGCUAUCUGAUUUGAAACAUAACUUAAAAUAAUUUGGAGAUGAGUUAUUAUUAUCUAAUGAAGUUUGCACUAUUGAUUAUUAAGUAGAAGUGAAAAGACAAUAAAUUAGAGAAUUAGAAGAUGAAAAGUCUUCAAUCUUAUACAGAAGAGAGAUAUUAUAUGAUUAAUUUUAGGACAGAAUUAAUUAAUAAAGCGAGGCUGCUUUUCAAUAGUAUUAGGAUUAGAAUAAAGAAGAGCUUAAUAAUAUUUUAACUCAAUUUGGUAAUUCAGAAUAUAAAUCGAUACUUGAUUAGACUCUGAAGGAAAUGAAGUAAUUAAUGCAGGAUUAAGAAGAAGAAUAAUUUAAUAAUACUUAUAAGUUACUCUAAUAAUAUUAUCUCUAAGAUUUGGCAAUUAAAACUAAUAUCCAAAUUGUAGACUAAGAAAUAAUUCCACAAUUAAAGAAUAUUUCAUAAUCAAUAACUAAUGCAAAGAAAGAAUUCGAAAAAGUCAAUGGAAGCGAAAGACCUUACAUUGAACGUUAAAAUAAAAUAGAAUAAGACAUUGAAUAAUUAGAAUAAGAAUUCAAGAAGAAAAUUGAUCAUUUUAAUAGUUAGGAGGCAGAAUUAUAAAAAUACUUAAGUUCAAUAAAAUUAGCAAUUGAGAACACUUAAGAAUAAUUAUUGUCUAAGAAUAAACCUAAUAAGGCAUUGUUGGAGUAAGAAAUACUACAACUCAACAAUAUGUUGACUCAAUUAUAGGAGCAAAAGAAAUAAAUCGAAGCAUCGUAGUUUAGCAAAUCUCCUCAAAAGACUGAUGCAAGUAGAAGAAGUUCUAAUGGAGGUAUUUUGGCAAUUUCAAAAUCUUUAAACCAAUUUUAAAAAUUGCGCAAAGAGCCAAACCCAAAUAGUUUUAACAAUAGUGUUGUAAAAGGUAUAACACCUUCAAAAGAGUCAUCAAAUUUGUAUCAUGUUGCUAAAUAUCCAAAGCCAAAUUGCAAAUCUUCAUAGGAAUUACGUCUAAAAUCCAAUAUUUCCUUAAAAUCAAUAAAAUGA